Molecule: messenger RNA, 1302 nt
Organism: Adineta steineri
Lineage: Eukaryota; Metazoa; Rotifera; Eurotatoria; Adinetida; Adinetidae
Source: the annotation of a GenBank genome assembly
AUGAAUUCUUUAGGACAAACUACACAAUUACCUAAUUAUUCUUGUAGUGAAAAUAAUGUUUCGAUUCAGUUUACAUUGUCUUCAUCAUCCCAUUCAGCAUGGAAUCAAACAUCAAAUUGUUCUCUACAACAAUGUGAUAUAAGCUCGAAUGGUAGCAACAGUUUUCUUUCAUCAUCAACACCUUGCUUUGAUUUUCGAACAAUAAACAAUAUUAGUUAUUGUGCACCUGGUAUUUUAUGUUCAAUAUUAGAAGCAUGUGAUAAUAUUACACAAACAUGUUCAUCAAAUAAUUCAAUAUGUGUUAUUAAUUCAUGUUGUUCAUCACAAGCAGUAUGUUUACCAGUCUUAGCAACACAAAUGUGUGAAAGAGGAUGGUUUUCUACUGGCAAUAUGACUAAUGCACGAGAGUAUCACACAGCAUCUGUAUUAUCAAAUGGACAAGUAUUAGUUGCAGGUGGAUACAACGGUAAUAGUGCUGAGCUGUAUGAUCCAGCAACAGGCAUUUGGACAACUACUGGUUCCAUGACUAAUGCACGAUAUUACCACACAGCAUCUGUAUUAUCAAAUGGAAGAGUAUUAGUGACUGGUGGAUACAAUGCUAAUAAUGGUUAUUUGAAUAGUGCUGAAUUGUAUGACCCAUUAGCAGGUACCUGGAUAACUACCAGUAGCAUGAAUAAUGCACGAGAAUUUCAUACAGCAUCUGUAUUAUCAAAUGGAAAAGUAUUAGUUACUGGUGGAGAAAAUUAUAAUGGUUAUUUAAAUAGUGCUGAAUUGUAUGAUCCAUUAACAAGUACUUGGACAACUUCUGGUAACAUGACUAAUGCACGCUAUUGGCACACAGCAUCUGUAUUAUCAGAUGGAAAAGUGUUAGUUACUAGUGGGUUCAGUGGUUAUGUCUUAAAUAGUGCUGAAUUGUAUGAUCCAUCGACAAGUACUUGGACAACUACUGGUAGUAUGAAUAAUGCACGAGAACUUCACACAGCAUCUGUGUUAUCAAAUGGAAAAGUAUUAGUUAUUGGUGGAUCAGAUAUUAUUGGUUAUUUAAAUAGUGCUGAAUUGUAUGAUCCAUUAACAGGUACCUGGACAACUACUGGUAACAUGACUAAUGCACGAUAUGAUCACACAACAUCUGUAUUAUCAAAUGGAAAAGUAUUAGUUACUGGUGGAGAAAAUUAUAAUGGUUAUUUAAAUAGUGCUGAGUUGUAUGAUCCAUUAACAAGUACUUGGAUAACUACUAGUAACAUGACGAAUGCACGCUAUUGGCACACAGCAUCUGUACCCAUGUCAUACAAACCGCUUUAA